Molecule: messenger RNA, 849 nt
Organism: Brassica oleracea var. oleracea
Lineage: Eukaryota; Viridiplantae; Streptophyta; Magnoliopsida; Brassicales; Brassicaceae
Product: CASP-like protein 2A1
Exons: 3
Coding region: 152-745 (197 amino acids)
Source: RefSeq, a predicted model, not a curated record
CACCAACCCUAUCGAUCCAACACUUUCUUUUAUCCCAUUUAAUUCCACACAAUAAAAUCAUCACAACUUGUUUAUAACCACAUUUCUCCCUCAACAGCAACCACAACAAGAGAAAGAGAUAGGAGAAACAAAAAAAAAAGUGAAGAAGAAAAUGGAGAAGAGUGAUGAUCAUCACAAGACUAGCAACGGCGUUUCUUGGGAGGAUGGUAGUACGGGAAUCCGAACCGCCGAGACAAUGCUCCGUUUAGCUCCGGUGGGGCUUUGCCUUGCAGCGCUUGUUAUCAUGCUUAAAGACUCUCAGGAUAAUGAGUUCGGCUCAAUUUCUUACUCCAAUCUCUCAGCAUUCAGGUACUUGGUGCACGCAAAUGGAAUAUGUGCAGGCUACUCUCUUCUCUCAGCAGCCAUUUCUGCCAUGCCUGGUUCUUCUUCCACAAUGCCUCGUGUUUGGACCUUCUUCUGUCUCGACCAGAUUCUGACCUACGUGGUUCUUGCUGCUGGAGCUGUGUCUACUGAAGUUCUGUACUUGGCCUACAAAGGAGACGAUGCCAUUACAUGGAGCGACGCGUGCAGUUCCUUUGGUAGUUUCUGCCAUAGAGCCACCGCUUCUGUCAUAAUCACAUUCGUUGUGGUUUGCUUCUAUGUCGUUCUCUCUUUAAUCUCCUCUUAUAAGCUCUUUACUCGCUUCGAUCCUCCAGCUAUCGCUGACUCCAACAAAAACGUCGAAGUUGCUGCCUUCGGAAGUUGAUCAGUAGCUCUUUUAGUUAAGACAUCUCUAAUUUGUCAUGUUUACAUGUUUCUACUAUUAUCUUUUAACUUUGAUCAUGGAAGAUAAUGCUUUUGUCUUUGUCA